Messenger RNA from Neoarthrinium moseri, 294 nucleotides. RefSeq lists its product as uncharacterized. The record is from RefSeq and is a predicted model, not a curated record. Lineage: Eukaryota; Fungi; Ascomycota; Sordariomycetes; Amphisphaeriales; Apiosporaceae. The transcript has 2 exons. Bases 1 to 294 code for a protein of 97 amino acids.
AUGGUGCAGCAGUCGUCGUCCGAAGGUCUCUUCCUGCCUCAGAUCCCCGCCGUCGCCGUCGCCUUCCAAGUGCUUGGCCUCUGGACUGCAUGGGUCAAGCUGGGCGCUUCGGGCUUCUUCGUGAUCACAGGACUGCAGAAGCUGGAAAGUCUGCCGGAGAAGGGGGCUCUAACAUUAGACACCACGUGGAUCAGAAUGGCAACGGCAUACCGACAGCAAGAGCUGGUGAUGGAACACGGUCUCGCUCCCAGAGCAGAGGUUGGACCAUGGACCCCAGAGAACCCACUUGAAUAG